This is a messenger RNA of Chelonus insularis, 1229 nucleotides long. Its product is annotated as histidine-rich glycoprotein-like. The record is from RefSeq and is a predicted model, not a curated record. The coding region runs from base 81 to 1229 and encodes 382 amino acids. NCBI's taxonomy places the organism in Eukaryota, Metazoa, Arthropoda, Insecta, Hymenoptera, Braconidae. The transcript is spliced from 4 exons.
AAUUGAUCAACGAUGUGAGGUGUGAAAAGAGGGGACAAUAUAAUUAACAUCGCCUUUGUCAGCAUCGAUUCAGUUUAGUCAUGAUCAUGGAUUCAUUACAAUUUCGGACCAUGACACCAUCAAUCUUAAUUUUUUUCACGAUUCAAUUGUCAUUAGCAGCUGCUUAUUUUGCUAAUAAUCCUAUCGUCGUCUUAGAAACACCAGUACCUGCAGCAAGUCGUCAAAUUCAAGAAGUAACAAAUCAACCCCAACAAAUUACAUCUCGAGCGGGAAACAUUUUACAGGCUAGCCCUUCAUUAUAUACAAAUUAUCAAUUACCAGUUAAACAAGUUGUUCAACAACCUGUUCCUAUAGCUGUUGAACAAUUUAUUCAAGUUCCUUACAAUAAAGUACCAAUUCCAUUGAAGAAGGAAACUCAUUUAAGAAGGAGGAAUGAAGCACCAAGUAAAAUAAAACGUCAAUAUAUAGGAAGUUAUGAAGGUGGAUCUGGUGAAUAUGGUUAUUAUGGUGGUGGUGGUGAUAACUUUGAAAACUUCAACAAUUAUGAUGGCUACGACGAUUACUAUCAAACUCCUGCUGAAUCGAAAAAGGAUGAAAAAUAUUAUGAAGAAGAUAGCCAUGAAGAAGGACAUAAAGGUGAACACGGUGAAGAUCAUCAUUCAUCUCAUGGAGAAAAAGGAGACAAAGGAUACAAAAAUUGGCAUGAACAUGAAGAGGGUAAAAAGGGACAUCAUGACAAGGAACACCAUAAAAAAGAAUAUGAAGAAGAAGAAGGUGGAAAAAAAAAGAAAAAGCAUGAAGAUGGAUACUACGAUGAAUAUCAUCAUGAAGACAAAGGUGAAAAAGGAUCAGGAUUCGAAGAGAAGGGAGAAUUCAAAAAAGGCCAUAGUACUCAUGGAAAACACGUAGUUCAUAAAAAGGAUGAGUAUGAGAAAAAUGUAGACUUCUUUGACGAAAAUCAUUCUCAUGAAGAAGAAGAAAAAGACGGAGGAUACCAUAAAGAACAUAAACAUGCCCAUGGAGGAAAGAAAAAGAAGGGACACCAUCAUUCUGGUCAUCAUGAAGAUAAAUAUGGUAAAGAAAAGAAGCAUUCUGAAGGAGAACAUUAUCAUGAUGAAGAGAAAUAUGACAAGAGUGAUGAGCAUGAUGAUCAUCACCAUCAUGGUUCUAAAUAUGGAAAGAAGGGUGAUCAUGAAGAAGGAAAAAAAUGGUCCCACAAGAAGCAUUAA